Molecule: messenger RNA, 2060 nt
Organism: Scheffersomyces amazonensis
Lineage: Eukaryota; Fungi; Ascomycota; Pichiomycetes; Serinales; Debaryomycetaceae
Gene: ATG15
Product: triglyceride lipase
Exons: 2
Biological process (GO): neutral lipid catabolic process; piecemeal microautophagy of the nucleus; multivesicular body membrane disassembly
Cellular component (GO): membrane
Molecular function (GO): glycerophospholipase activity
Source: RefSeq, a predicted model, not a curated record
GGAUUACCCAUCAUAAACUACAAGCAAUAGCGAUAUACCCAUACAGUAGAAUAGAUAAUAUACAAUUUAGACUGUUUAGAGGGGACAGUCACCGAAUACUUUCAUCAGUAACUACAUAACUUAACAUCAUGAAACAUAAGGACAAGAUCAAGACUGCAACUAGUAAUGUUAAUGUGAAUCAUCAUCCAUUCAUUCAUCUUCAUACGACUCAUCAGAAGCAAAGAUCAUAUAUGAUAAUUGGUUUAAUAGGUAUAAUUUCUGUAGUAGGUUAUAUAUUGGUGGGUAGACUACUCUUACCCACUCAAACAUGGGGAUCAUUUACAACUGCAUCUCCAACAUUACCAUUACCUAAAUUACCAGAAUUACCAAUACUUAAUCAAAAUCAUGAUAUUACUAUAGAUCCAAAAACUAUACUUAGAGAUAGUCAAACUUUUACAUUAAGACAUAUAUAUCAUCAUGGAACUGGACCUAAAAGUCAUAAGAUUCAUCGUAGACUAGACAUUACCCCACAAUAUUUAGCUAAACAUUCACAAUACUUUACUAAUCUUGUUCUGACUUUAAGUGAUGAGUCAAAUGAUUUAAAUACUCAUAUAUUAGCUGAAGAUGAUAAAUCACUUGAUCUUGAACAAGUAUAUCAACAAUUGGAUUGGCCCAAAAUACAUAAGGGGAAAAAUCCAUUCACUAUUGAAUUACCAAUAAAGAAAUCAACUAAAAAGUCUAAUGUUACCAGAUUAAAGGAAAGACAUACUCCUAAUUUUAUUGAUUCGUAUUUGAAUUAUGCAUAUGAAGUUAAGGGGAAUCCACAAAUUCUUAAUCGGAUAAAUCUUGAAUGGGAAAAUGGAAUUGAAAUUGAUGCUCCUGAUAUUAGAGAUCGUAAUACUCUUGUUUCACUUGCAACUAUUUCAUCAAAUGCAUAUGUUCGAUUCCCUAAAGAUGAUAAUGAAAAGAAUCAACUGGAUUGGAUUGAUGUAGGAGAUUAUAAUCCUGAUUUAGAUGAUGGAGAUAUUAAUUUUGGUUGGGAUGAUCUUGGAUUAAGAGGUCAUAUAUUUGUUAGUAAUGAUAAUAAAACUGUUGUUAUAGGUAUUAAAGGAACUUCAGGAGCUGGUUUACCAGGUGGAGGUAGUGAUGAAACUAGUGGGAAUGAUAAAGUUAAUGAUAAUCUUUUAUUUAGUUGUUGUUGCGCAAGAGUUGGAUAUAUGUGGACUACAGUAUGUGAUUGUUAUGAAAAGACAUAUACAUGUAAUCAAGAUUGUUUAGAAAAAGAAUUACUAAAGGAAGAUAAAUAUUAUCAAGCAGCAUUAGAUUUAUAUCGUAAUGUGACUUCAUUAUAUGAUCCAAAUGAAGUUAAUAUAUGGGUUACUGGACAUUCAUUAGGAGGAGCCAUGGGAUCAUUAUUAGGUAGAACUUUUGGAUUACCAGUAGUAGCAUUUGAAGCACCAGGAGAAAUGUUAGCCACAAGAAGAUUACAUUUACCUCUGCCACCAGGUAUACCCAAACAUUUAGAACAUAUUUGGCAUAUUGGUAAUACUGCAGAUCCUAUUUAUAUGGGAGUUUGUAAUGGAGCAUCAUCUACAUGUAAUGUUGCUGGAUAUGCUAUGGAAACAGCUUGUCAUACAGGAUUUCAAUGUGUUUAUGAUGUUGUAGGUGAUAAAGGUUGGAGAGUAAAUGUAUUAAAUCAUCGGAUUCAUACUGUUAUUGAUGAUAUAAUUUUAGAUUAUAAUGAAACAGCUCCAUGUGUUGAACAACCACCAUGUAGGGAUUGUUUUAAUUGGAGAUUUGUGAGUCAUGAUGAUAAUGAAGGUGAUGAACCUUCUAUGCCUAAUCCAUUACGUCCCAAGCCACCUAAAUCACAUUCAUCAUCACAAGGCAGCAUUAGUUCAUCUACAACUACCCUCAGUAACUCUAAGAGUAAAACUACAAGUACAACAUCAACAGUAACUUCAUCUUCUAGUGGUACAUCUACUGCCGAACCCACAGGAACACCUCAAAAGUGUUUAGAAAGGACUUGGUAUGGGUGGUGCUUAAAAUGGGGCGAUGAUGAUGAAGAUCUUGAUGAUGAU